AUGAAGAUCAAUACUUUUAUACUUUCCUUAACAUUAUUGAUCGCACAGACGUAUUCGUUCCCUCUUGAUUGGUUUCAAAAGAGAAGUACAGUAUCGUCAUCACAAGUUAAUAGUGCUGCAUUAUCCAAUACUUGGGCUUAUUUUUGGAAUAACGGAGUGAAUGGUUGGAACAAUAAUGAUCAAAUUUGUGAAAAUACCACAUACUCAAUCCCUGUUGUAUGGAAUGUAGCCGUUGCUUCUAAAGUGAUUGCAAAUUCGGGAAAUCCUCAAAAUAUUCAAUCAGUUGUUGAUUUCUUAUUGAAUUACCGAAAUCCUCAAGGAUUCUUUUCUGCAAGUCAAGACAAAGAUGAUGAUGUUUAUUUAGAUGAUAAUUCUCAAGUUCUUUGGGUUUUCAUAUCUGCUUAUCAAGUUCUUGGAAAUGAAGAAUAUUUAUCUAUUGCUCAAACAUUAAUUAAUAACAUUAUGGGUCAAUGGAAUCCAACUAUUGGUGGAGUAAAUCAACAUCUUGAUGGUGAUUAUGUUUCAUCAAUUGCAACUUUGGAAGCUGCAUUAAGUGCCGUGAAAUUUUAUUCAAUUUCUGCUGAUCCUAAUUUGUUAUCCUUUGCCAAUAACGCCAUUAAUUGGAUUUAUGGAAAUUUACAAGAUCCAAGUGACCAAUUAAUUUAUGAUGGUAUCACACCAUCAUCUGGUGUAGUUAAUAAAGGUAAAUUAUCCUAUACAGUUGGUGUUUUGAUUUCCACGUUGGCACAUUUAAAUCAAAUUACUGGUGAGGCUUCAUAUAUUGAUCAAGCAGUUAAUAUUGGUAAUGCAGCUACCAAUCAAAAUGGUGCCCUUUAUAAUAGAGGAUAUUGGAAUAAUGCAUUAGAAUAUGUGGAAUUUUUAUUUGCAGGUUUUGCUGAUUUAUUAACUUUAGGAGCAGCUACCACAGAAACUCAACAAGCAGCAUUUGCAGCUUACAAUCAAGAAAUCUAUAGAGAAGGUAAUUAUUAUUAUAAUUAUUAUCAAGUAGGUACUUCUGGAACCUUUGUUGAUAGUGCUUUUACAUCAAGUAUUGAUCUCUAUAAUAAGUUCAUAGCUGCCUAUCCAGGUUCUGGUGCCUAUUCUCCUGAUGCUUCUAACUUUUGUGAUGGAAUCAUUGGAGGUACUCCUUCUACUUCACUUCUUAUUCAAGCUGCUGGUGCAGAAUUAUUUUAUCAACUUUCUAGGGUAAACUAG
Scheffersomyces amazonensis is the source of this 1215-nucleotide messenger RNA. Its product is annotated as Six-hairpin glycosidase-like protein. The transcript has a single exon. The record is from RefSeq and is a predicted model, not a curated record. Bases 1 to 1215 code for a protein of 404 amino acids. Gene Ontology annotation, biological process: carbohydrate metabolic process. Lineage: Eukaryota; Fungi; Ascomycota; Pichiomycetes; Serinales; Debaryomycetaceae.